AUGGGCGAUGCUCUUGGAGUGUUUAGCACCAUUUUCCAGCCAAAUCAAGUCUGCUGGACGGCAUUGAUGCUCGGGUACGUUGAAAACAGCCAGGCCGAAACAGCGCUACAUUUUUUCUUGCUAAUGCAGCUCGAGGGAUGUUCUCCAGACGUGUGGACGCUCGUUUGCGUGCUCAAAGCUUGUGGAAGCUCAGUAGCCUUGAGGCUUGGCCGGAUACUUCACGAAGAGAUCACGAGCUUGGGGUUCCAGUUCCAGGGAGCCGUGAUCUCUUCGUUGGUAGAUUUCUACAGCAGAUGUGGGAGCAUGGACGAAGCGGAGCUGGUUUUCAACUCGGUCUCGAGGAAGGAUGCUGUGAGUUGGAGCUCACUUAUCGCGGGCUACAGCCGCCAGGGAGACAACGAUCGAGUGAUCCAGCUCUUUGAGAAGAUGUGUGACGAGGGUGUCAAGCCGGACGGUGUAACUUAUGUCUCGGUGCUCGCGACUUGCAGCCGGGCUGGGAUGAUCGAGCAAGGCAAGAAGUUUUUCUAG
Messenger RNA from Selaginella moellendorffii, 528 nucleotides. RefSeq names its product putative pentatricopeptide repeat-containing protein At1g68930. Gene Ontology annotation, molecular function: protein binding; RNA binding. The record is from RefSeq and is a predicted model, not a curated record. The coding region runs from base 1 to 528 and encodes 175 amino acids. Gene Ontology annotation, biological process: RNA modification. Lineage: Eukaryota; Viridiplantae; Streptophyta; Lycopodiopsida; Selaginellales; Selaginellaceae. The transcript has a single exon.